This is a messenger RNA of Acanthosepion pharaonis, 1320 nucleotides long. NCBI's taxonomy places the organism in Eukaryota, Metazoa, Mollusca, Cephalopoda, Sepiida, Sepiidae. The record is from the annotation of a GenBank genome assembly.
AUGCACAUCUAUCUAUCUAUCUAUCUAUCUAUCUAUCUAUCUAUCUAUCUAUCUAUAUAUCUAUCUAUCUCUAUAGAUAAUGACCACGGAGCAGUUAAAGGUCCAAAUUUGCUAUAUACUUUCGCAAUUUCAUGUAAUCUAUCUAUCUAUCUAUCUAUCUAUCUAUCUAUCUAUCUAUCUUACAUUUUUAAGGUUGUAUGUCAGUUAAUAUUUUGUUUGUGUUUCUUUCUUUCUUUCUUUCUUUCUUUCUUAACAAGCUCAUAUCUAUCUAUCUAUCUAUCUAUCUAUCUAUCUAUCUAUCUAUCUAUCUAUCUAUCUAUCUAUCUAUCAUGUUGCCUUUUCUUAUCUAUCUAUCUAUCUAUCUAUCUAUCUUACAUUUUUAAGGUUCUCAUAUCUAUCUAUCUAUCUAUCUAUCUAUCUAUCUAUCUAUCUAUCUUAAUCAUUACUAAUCUAUCCCUUUGUUCAUUUUCUAUCAAUAUAUUUCAAGUUUUCCUAAUGUCUCUCACUUUCUCUCUGUUUAUAUCCCUCGAUUUUUUAUUCUCUCUUUCUGUUUAUCUAUUUCAUUUUUCUAUCUAUCUAUCUAUCUAUCUAUCUAUCUAUCUAUCUAUCUAUCUAUCUGGUACGACAAUUUAUCCAUCGCAUCCCGUAUUUGCCUAUUCGUAUCUAUCUAUCUAUCUAUCUAUCUAUCUAUCUAUCUAUCUAUCUAUUUCAGGCUAUUCCUUUUUUGCCUUCUUUCUUUCUUUUUCUUCUUUCUCUCUUUUUUCUACUUUAUGCUCUUUCUCAUGCCGUGUUCAUCUAUCUAUCUAUCUAUCUAUCUAUCUAUCUAUCUAUCUAUCUAUCUAUCAGUUUAUCAGUCUCAUUCUUUUUUUCUUUCUGUUACUCACAAAAGUAAUAUUUUUUUCUUUCUUUGUUGACCUGUUUCUUCUAAUUCUUUUUUCUCUCUUUUCUUUCUUUCUUUCUAUUUUAUUCUAUAUUACUUUCCCUUAUAAUUUCUUCUUUGCUUCUUUCUUUCGUUUACUUCUAUUUCCUUUCUUUCUUUUCUAUUUCGUUUGUCUGUUUCUUUCUUUCUUUCCCUUAUAUUUUGUUCUUUCUUUAUCUCCUUAUUUACAUUUUCUUUCUUUCUUUUUCUUUCUUUCUUUCUUUCUUUCUUUCUUUUUCUUUCUUUCUUUCUUUCAAAUUUCCUCUUUAUUUUCUUUCUUUUUUAAUUUGUAUUCUUUCUUUGCAUCACAUUUUCUUUUUCGUUUAUUUGUUUGUUUUCUUUCUAUUUUCUUUCUGUUCUAUUUUCCUUUCAUUCCCUUCUAUUUUAUUCUUUCUUUCUAA